UGCAUCGCUUGCAUCAGUCGGUUGUUAUACACGGCCUUGGUCGGUUGAAAUAGUUUGCUUUGUAUUCUAACGCCAUUUGAUAAAGAUGAGUGACAAAGAUAUGCAAACUUUUCUUAUUUUGGAAAAUGAAGAUAUUUCUCAGCAAGAAGCAAAGUAUGAGGAAGGUAGCUCAUCCGGAUCACAGGAGAACAUGGGGUACGUCCACCACACGGUGCAGGCGGACAAGGUGCACAUCAAGGUGCACCCGGGCCUGCAGGCGAUGCCGUCCGACCCCAGCCACGCCACCAUGACGCUCACCUCGCGCGACCCCAACACCAACCUGACAGAGGUGAAGCGGCUGCACUGCACCUACGAGGGCUGCACGCGCUCCUACAGCACACGCGGCAACCUCACCACCCACCUGAAGAAGCACACAGGCGAGUACAACUUUGUGUGCACGGACCCGAGCUGCGGCAAGAUGUUCAUGACGUCCUACCGACUCAAGGUGCACCUGCGCGUCCACUCGAAGCAGCGCCCCUACGGGUGCGACAUCUCCGGCUGCGAGAAAACGUUCCGGACGCUCUACAGGCUGAACUCUCAUAAGCGUAUUCACGAGGGCACUACGUUUAACUGCUCGGAGCAAGACUGCCUGAAGUUCUUUACCACACUUUCCGAUCUCAAGAAGCACAAGCGCAUUCACACGGGCGAAAAACCGUUCAGCUGCUCUGUGCCGGGCUGCUCGCGCUCGUUCGCGCUGGCCCACCACCUGCGCAGUCACGAGCGCACCCACGCCAAGCAGCGUCCGUUCGUGUGUCGGCAGCCGGACUGUGGGCGCCGCUUCCUCACCCGGUCCGCGCAGCGAAUGCACGUGCUGCGCCACCACAAGGGUGUCUCCGCCGGCCCCAGCACAGAGUCGGCUGCGCCGUCCGCUUCAACGACCCCUGAGGUGUCCGCGGUCCAGGAGGACGUGUCCGCCGCCCCAGCAGUGUCCGCUGUCCCGGGGAUGUCCGCUGUCCCGGGGGUGUCCUCUGUCGACUGGGGCACGCCGCUGAUCGUGCCGAUCGGGGAGGACCUGACGGUGACGGUGGCCGAGCCGGGCGUACAGGACGAGGACGAGCCGCCGGCAUCAGUCACGGUGACGGCGCCGGGCGCGGCGGCCGGCCCGCGCGGCCCGCCGCCGCCGGCCGCCGGCUCUCAGGGCCUCAGCCCGUCCGACCUGUCCGCCACCGCCCUUCUGACGGCCAUCGCCAACCGGCGGACCAGCACUGCGGUGCAGACGUGCGAGACAGCCCGGCCGGCGGCCGCCGCCCGCCCGGCCCAGGCCUGCUGCGGCCCCAACCAGCCAGAGUGUUGUCCGCCAGGCGAGGGGCCGGUCUGCGGCGGCGGCGGAAGCGGCGGUGGCGGCGGUACAGCGACCAGGGGCGCGACGACCGGCGGCGGCUCGCACGAUAGCCCGCUGCCGGGCCCGCGGCCGGCCUGCGGCGCCGGUGGCAGUGGCGGUGGCGCCACGGCGGUCUGCGCUGGCAGUGGCAGCGGCAGUGGCAGUGGCGGUACGACGGCCUGCGCUAGCGGCGGGAGUGGCAGCAGUGGCGUUACGGCGGUCUGCGCUGGCGGCGACAGCGGCGGCAGCACGACUGGCGGCACGACGGCCUGCGCUGGCGGCGGCGGCGGCGGCAGCACGACUGGCCCCUGCCUGCACGACAGUCUGCUGCUGGGACGCUCGGCCGCGGAGCCGUGCUGCGUCACGCUGUGCAUGAACAAGCUGGGCCUGCUGCAGAGCUUCCUGCAGGCCAUGUUCCCGCGCAUGGCGUCGUCGGGCGGUAUCGGCGACUUUCUGCGCGUGCUGCGCACCCUGCUGACGUGCGAGCAGCCGAGCCUGCGCUGCGGCGAGGACGGGCCGCCGCCGGCCCAGUCGGCGGACGGCCUGCUGCGCCUGCUGGCCUCGGCGGCCGGGCAGCCGUCCAACACCGACACCAUGGCCGAGUGGCUGGGCGGGCCGGCCGACAGCGGCGCCGGAGACAGCGCCGCCUAGGCCGGCGGCCGGCGGGAGCGCCCGGGGAGCCGACGCCAGGCGAGUUCGUGCCGUCCGCCGCCGGACCGAGUUAUUGUUACACGGGGGGAGGCACGGAUAACUAUAGCGUAUUGCUAGAAGCCUUAGCGGUAGUGGUAGUAGACGAAGCGCCCUGCGCCUUACGCGAUUUCGCCAGUAGUUCGGCUAGAGUAGAUGGCUUAGUACGCUUACGCUUUCGCGUCGUUCGGUGCAUGGGGGCGGGUGUUCGGCGCACAGUGUCGUUGCUGGAUGAUUGCAGGGAGCGGAGUGUUUCGUGUAUCAUGAGACCUUCGAACGGUUGUUCCUCUUGGAAUCGACUGUUCCAUUAGGCUACAGUUAUGAUUAUUGAUGUUGGCCAAGCAGUUACGCAAUAUGUGCUUAUCCGAUAAGUUCACAAACUAUCUUUCAUUAAUAUAUAGUGACUAAGUCAGCAUACUGGCAGGGCUAUGUGUAAAACGCUAGUUCGUUUAUUUAUUCUUAUGCUGAAUGCGCGUGUUCAAGAGGCGGUUACUAGUAGGUAGUACCAUGAUUGCUUUGGAUGAUUUGCUGUUAAUCACAGUACUUUAAGCCUUAGCUAUAGGUAGGUGCUGUUGUGCCUAAUAAGUCACUAAUUAGGGAAAGUUGUAGGCGGUUUCCCCCUCCCGCGGCGGGCUCCACCUCUGGUGGUUAGUACCGAUGCGCUCCGGUGCACAGCCAACUGCCAUUCGCGUCACAUGUUCCGGUCGCCGUCAGUCUUCGCGGCCGUUUGCCCUGACGGCGAAGGUCGCGCCAGAGUGUCCAACCAACUGUGUGAAGUUCAGCUCCUGCUGCUUUUAUCAGCGCUGAGCCUCCCAAGGCAACCACAAUCCCUCAGUCUGUGAAGAUUUGCAAACAAGUACCUAAUUCUUUGUCGUUUCUUUUGAACUUAGAGAUCCUAAAUGUGCAGAUACGCCCGGAUGAUGUCAACAGCUGGAUAUCGUGACGUUUUAUCGAAGAUUUCUGUUAGGUUUGUUAACCAGCCAUUGCCUGUAGGAGGUGGUUGACCAACGAGCCUCCACCGCUAGAGAUGUGACUACUAAUCUCAAUGGAAGGGCUCCCGUAUCGGCUGGAGGGGCUCCCCGCUCUGCUGGAGGGCUCCUGACUCGGCAGUCGUGGUUUCCCGGUGCGAAACUGACGGUGAGACGGCAAUGUCGCUGCUCUCGUCGGUUCACGACAGGCAAAACUGGCAGAUUUGGUUAGCUGUAACAUCCUUUGGUCCGCUGUAACCAUUUCGAUAACGGCGGCGGUGUUACCCGUACAGAUGAGAAAUUGAAUGCCGCUGUCCUAUGCUAUGUUCAGAAAUUUCGCCGAGAGAACACCUACGGUAUGAAACCAAAAUGUCAUGGCAAAAAUAGCCAAUGCCUACAUCGUCACCCUAUUGAUCCCUACACCCUACCUCUCUACUCUCACAUGGCGUCAAUAAAUUUCCGAUCGAAUGUUAUUCACUUGCGACACAGUCAGAUUAUCAUUUUGACGUCUGUCGAUGAAACGUCACUAUAUCUAGCAUUGGCAUCCUAUGGUUUUAAGAGCUCUGUGUGCUUACCGUUACGCUAAUACCGAUUGCGCGGUUCGCUCAUGAAGUGCUUUUGCACCAGUUCCAACUUAUGUUGAUUCGCGUUUUUUUUUUCUUGAUAAAUGGGAUGCUCAUGAUGAUGUUAAACCGCCAGUCGGUGGUGCGGUGGUCGUCCCGGCUCGCCUAUGAGCCCGCCAGUCGAGUGGUGUGGCUGUGCUCCCGGUUCGCUGAAGGGGUCGAUUCUCGCUCCGACUUGUGAGUGCCAGUGAGAAGGGCAGCAGAUGUUACGUAGGUGUGCUGUCGUUUUUGCGUCGUUAAUGGUGGCAUCGAUAAUAAUCUAUUCUUGCUUGUUUAUCUUUAUUUGCAAGGGCCGCUUGCCUGGUAUUGCUGUUUAUUCCGUUGUGUAGCUUACCAAAACCAAUCAGUUUUCUGGAUAAUAAUCAUAUGUAGAAACCCUUGACUCCUGCAAGUUAUGCAAUAAAGUUUUUAAUUCAA
This is a messenger RNA of Amphibalanus amphitrite, 4055 nucleotides long. RefSeq names its product metal regulatory transcription factor 1-like. Gene Ontology annotation, biological process: regulation of transcription by RNA polymerase II. Gene Ontology annotation, molecular function: DNA-binding transcription factor activity, RNA polymerase II-specific; RNA polymerase II cis-regulatory region sequence-specific DNA binding. NCBI's taxonomy places the organism in Eukaryota, Metazoa, Arthropoda, Thecostraca, Balanomorpha, Balanidae. Bases 86 to 2011 code for a protein of 641 amino acids. The record is from RefSeq and is a predicted model, not a curated record. Gene Ontology annotation, cellular component: transcription regulator complex; PcG protein complex. The transcript is spliced from 7 exons.